GGAGCAUGGUUACAGAAAUUCAUUAUCAAUUAAAGUCUCACUAAGCGACAAUGUAUAGAUUUCAUAAUUGUUUAGUCUUCUUCUGUCUUUACUCCCAAUAUUUGGGAGGCAUAGUCAAUGCAGAGAAUAAGCCGUUAGUGACAGUGGCGCAGGGGCAGCUACAGGGUGUCGCAGACACGUUGUAUGACGGAUCCACUUACUAUAGCUUCAAGGGCGUUCCGUAUGCCCAGGCACCAGUGGGAGAGCUGAGGUUCAGGGCUCCCCAGCCACCUCAAUCCUGGAAAGGAAUACGCCAAGCGACUGAAUAUGGCUCCAUCUGCGCUCAAACGGACAUCAACACAGGCACCCCUUUCCGAGGCAGUGAAGACUGCUUGUUCCUCAACGUCUUUACCAAAUCCCUCGACGGCAGCAAACCUGUCAUGGUCUGGAUCCAUGGAGGAGGAUACUUAUCUGGAUCCGGAAACGAUAACCUGUACGGACCAAAGUUUAUCGUUCAAGAAGAUGUUGUCCUGGUCACUUUAAACUACAGACUUGAAGUGAUCGGAUUCUUGAGCUUGGAAACUGCCGAGGUUCCCGGCAAUGCGGGCAUGAAGGAUCAAGUCGCUGCGUUGAAAUGGGUUAAGGAGAAUAUAGCUAAGUUUGGAGGCGAUCCAGAUAACAUCACCAUUUUUGGAGAGAGUUCUGGGGCUUGCUCAGUGACUCAUCAUAUUCUGUCGCCGAUGACUAAGGGACUGUUCCAUAAAGUUAUUGCUCAAAGUGGUUCCAGCGUCCACGAUUGGGCGAUAGGUGAAGACAGCAAGAACAGAGCGUUUAGAGUUGGAAAAGUUUUAGGAAAGGACACGCAAGAUACCACUGAGCUGCUUAAAUUUUUAAGAUCAGUAUCAGUAAAACAACUAACUAAUUUGACACUUUCUACGUAUAGCUCAGACGCUGAAAAGUACAGAGGGUCGGCUGAGAAAUUUUUACCUGUUGUCGAAAAAGUAUUUGAUAAUGUUGAAGCAUAUUUAACCAAUAAUGUUUUAACUACUCUUCAGUCAAACUCAGUUCGUAAAGUUCCAUUGUUAUUAGGAUUUAACUCCGCUGAAGGCAUGGUGUCGCUCGCGGAUCGUUUAUCAAAGCUAGACAUUUAUAAUAAAAAUCCAUCCUACGAUGUGCCAAGAGAGAUUGUAGAAAAAGUAACUGAAGGGAAAUUGAGUGAUUUGGGCAAAUCAAUUAAGACUCAUUAUAUUGGUGACAAAGAUUUUACCAAAAAAGAUUAUCAGGCGAUCGUGAGUCUGUUGUCGGAUUCGCAAUACAUAUACGACGUGCAUAGAUUUGCCCACUUAUAUUCUAAGCACAGCAGUCCUAUUUACAUGUACGAGUUCAGUCUUGUGAGCGACCUUAACUUUUUAACGAGCCUCAGUAACGCGGGCCUGGAUGUGAAAGGAGUAUGCCAUGGAGACGAAGUGUUUUAUAUCUUUUCUAGUAGUUUUACCAAAGCUGCUUAUGAAGCGCAAGAAAAAUUGAAGGGCUAUGUAUCGAUGGUAACUAAAUUAUGGACGAAUUUCGCUAAAAGCAGUAACCCAACCCCAGCCGGUUCAGCAACAACCUGGCCAGUAUACACGUCAGCGAACAAGAAGUACCUGGACAUAAACGAGAAGCUGACCGUGGGCACCUUCGCAAACAAGGCGGGCGUCGACUUCUGGGACACCCUGUAUUGUGAGGCUGGCGUGCCUUGCAUUAGCAAAUAAUUUUACAACUGGCUAGUGUUUCAUGGGCUUGCUAAUAGUUUUUCAUAGUCUAAUAGGUAAUUAUAGCAGUUAAAAAUAGCUUUCAGAAGAACAAUAAAUAUAUAUACCUAAUAA
Messenger RNA from Leguminivora glycinivorella, 1844 nucleotides. Its product is annotated as esterase FE4-like. The coding region runs from base 51 to 1730 and encodes 559 amino acids. Lineage: Eukaryota; Metazoa; Arthropoda; Insecta; Lepidoptera; Tortricidae. The transcript is spliced from 4 exons. The record is from RefSeq and is a predicted model, not a curated record.